This is a messenger RNA of Dufourea novaeangliae, 776 nucleotides long. RefSeq names its product farnesol dehydrogenase-like. NCBI's taxonomy places the organism in Eukaryota, Metazoa, Arthropoda, Insecta, Hymenoptera, Halictidae. The transcript has 5 exons. The record is from RefSeq and is a predicted model, not a curated record. Bases 3 to 761 code for a protein of 252 amino acids.
GAAUGGAACGUUGGAGUGGAAAAGUAGCGAUUGUGACCGGGGCUAGUUCAGGAAUCGGUGCAGCGAUCACGGAAUCCUUCGUCGAACAUGGCGUCAAGGUGGUUGCUCUCGCAAGGAGGCUGAACAAACUUCAAGAAUUGGCCGCAACUCACGGUAAAGAUAAGAUCUACCCAAUCCAAUGCGAUGUCACAAAGGAGCAAGAUAUAUUACAUGCGUUCAAAUGGGUCGAAGAGAAAUUAGGCGGUGCCGAUAUACUUGUGAACAAUGCCGGAUUGGUCGUUCCGUCUGCGGUCAUUGACUCGCCGACUGAAGACUACCGUAAAGUAGUAGAUACUAACUUAAUAGCUCCCGCAAUCUGUUCCAAACAAUUUUGUCAGUCAAUUAAGAGACGUAAUACACACGGGCAUAUAUUCAAUAUUAACAGCAUAGCUGGACACUAUGCAGAAGCCAUUCAGAUUCCAAUCGGUAUGUAUGGUGCCAGUAAAUAUGGUCUGACUGGUCUGUCAGCGGAAUUACGCCACGAAAUACUCCUGGCUAAACUCAAAAUACGAAUUACGAAUAUCAAUCCUGGUGCAGUACUUACAGAUAUGGUUAAAGUCGUAAUUCAGGCCAGCGACGACGUUCUUAAACCGAUGACAUUACGCGACAAAGACAUUGCUAGUGGAGUGGUCUAUGCCCUAGGAGCACCAGAAGGUGUAGAGAUUUACCAAUUGACAAUUGUGCCGAAAAAUUCAAUAAUUGGGAUCCUAACACCACCCUAGUUGCAAUAUUAUUGU